Molecule: messenger RNA, 1583 nt
Organism: Misgurnus anguillicaudatus (oriental weatherfish)
Lineage: Eukaryota; Metazoa; Chordata; Actinopteri; Cypriniformes; Cobitidae
Source: RefSeq, a predicted model, not a curated record
CCUCCCUUUUCCGGUGAGGUAUUCAAGCUUAGAGAUUCAUACCUAUGGGUGUGUUCAUACAUUCGCUGCAUUGGUAAGCAUUCCCAGAAUGCACUUUGGAGAGGUAAGUUAGAUCAAGUUACAGCACAACAGCGUCACAAACUACAGGAAAACACCUGACAGUGUCUCUACAGGUCUGUCCCUCAUUGCCCAGCUCCUUUUAUCUGACCCGAUAGCUGUGGCUCGGGAAGAGAUAUGUCACCUAUUUUUGUUUGAGUCCACUUAUAUUGGAUGUAAUCAGGCAGCAGAUCUGGCUGGUUUGUUGAAAUGAAUGCGGGCGAGUUACCCUCUAUUGUUCAAAUUGGUGCAGGAAGGUCUUGCUCCAGGGCUGAAUUUAUCUCUCUAUUGAAUACCUACAACUGCUUUCUCAAAGACAAAACACAUCUGCAGCUCACUGCUCAUGAGAGUGCAGGACAGGUGACAUUUGAAGGACUACUUGUCAUCUCCUGGGGGGUGAAGAAACCUAUUCAACUAAAAAUACAAGAUGAGAUUUUUCCAGGCGAGUCUUCAAUCAAAUCACCCGACCCCAUCAGUCCACUUGGAAGCAAAAGGGGUAUGACACGCUGGGGAGAGUUUGAUGAUCUUCAUCAUAUUGAUGAGCUAACAGAAGUUAUUCAAGAUGGAUCCAAACCUGACGAUCCUAAUGAAGAUUACAUUGAAUAUGAAAGCAAGACAUUAAGGCCUUUUCGGCAGAAGUCAGCCAGUGAUGACAGUUCAAAUCUGUUUCGAACCAUGAGCGAUGCCUCACUCGUGAAAAUGAGGGUGAAGAGUAAGAGGAUGACAGAGAGACAGAUGAACAGAAACUAUCGCUUCUCCAUCAAUGGACACUUCUACAACUACAAGACGUCCAUUUUCACACCGUCAUUUGGAGCAACAACAAAUGUCCACAUUGACAGCAACAUGACAACACAGGAAGUCAUAACUCAACUGCUUCACAAAUUUAAAAUAGAAAACAGUCCAAAUGAAUUUGCCCUCUACUGUAUUCAUCAAAGUGGAGAGAAAAGAAAGCUCAGUAGUACGGACAUGCCAUUGUGGGAACGGGUUUUACAAGGACCAUCGAGCAGCAUUAUGAAAAUGUUUCUCAUGGACAGUGAUGAACAGGAAGUUAGCCUUGAUGUAGCUCAAUACCUCAAUUUAGAGUUGCCCAUUUUAAGAGUAGUUCUGCAGAAACUGGAGGAGCAAGAGAAUCAAGAAAUACAAAGGAUAAUAUCAAAAUACGAACAUCAACGCAAUAUUAUACUGCAAUGCUUACGUCAAAAGUUGCCAGUUAAGACUGAGACAACAGUAUGAAUAAAGACUUUGUGAGAUUGUGGAUAAUACCGAGUGAAAACGUUUCCAAUUGAGUGAAAACAGAUGUGGAAAAGAAUGACAUCACUGCAGGGAUAUCGACUUACUGAAGAAUGCCAAUCUGAGAUGCAUGUAGGAUAUUAUAAUGCUGUUUUACUCUUACUGUAUGUGUAAUGUAAAUAUUGUAACAUAUUUUUACUUUGUUGUAAUUAAAUAUUUAUCAUGCAAUGGACCAAAUAAAUAAGUUUAUUUGUCAA